GGAGAAGAAAAGAAGAAGGCAGGGAGGGACGCAGCUGCAUGCAUUAUGUAUUGUAGCAUCGAGAUCUGCACUGCUGACAGUCGGCUGACGGACGUAUCUGCAGGCACGCAUUGACGAGCCCAGAUCAUGGCUUUGCUUCGUCCGUGGACCGUCGCUGUGGCCGUCCUCUCAGGUACGUAUGCAAUGGCCACGAAGGCGUGAUGACGAGUCCAGCCGUGAUGCAUCAAUCAAACGCAUUCAGUGCAUUGGGCUGUGCCUGCCGUGUGUGGCUAUGGGUGUGUGUGUGUCUUUGCUUCAUCAGCGAUAUGCGGCUACGUCAUCGUGUCGUCCCCUCUCGACCCCGUGGUUGUGCCGUCACAUGACGUGGCGCCCAUGCCCACCGGGGCCUUUCCCAUUCAGACCUUCCUGAAUGCCUCCAAGGCGCUCUACACAAACAUCACUGGGGUGGGUGGGUGGCCAGGCAGGCAACAAGCAACACGCAGAUCUCUGUCUGCGAAACCACACCAGGAGCGCUCUGCGUGUGCAGGGUGGGGAGGCCUUUGCAGCUGACAAGAAGGGCUUUGUCUACACAGGCACCUCAGAAGGUGGGCGCUGCGGAUCGGACGGGAGAACUGCAGUGGUUUGGUGGAUGGAUGGAUGGAUGUCUGUGCCUUAGGUAGGAUCAUCCGUCUGGUGGAUGACGACACGUGGGAGCACGUGGCCUUCACCGCCCCACACAGACACCUGGGCGGUCAGCAAACACACACAAACACGAACACAGACACAAAGCGAUGGCCAUCACAUGGCUUCCCUCCCUGCGUGUGUGUGCGCAGACGGCAGCGAGGAGAUGUGCUCAAAGGCGGACAUCGACAACGAGCCCUUCUGCGGCCGCCCGCUGGGCCUCUCUUUCGACAAGCAGGGCAACCUCCUCGUGUGCGACGCUUACUAUGGACUCAUGUGUGUGCGAGCAACCAUACCCACGCGCAUUUGUGCGUGACGUCCCUCUCACGUGUGUCUGCAUGUGUGUCAGGAUAUUCGAAUGGCCCGAGGGCAGCGGCAACGGGGGGCCGGCACAGGGCCGCAUCCUGACGGACGAUUCGGCACCUGACGGGCGGAGGGUGGUUUUCUGCAACACGCCCGUCGAGGGGCCGGAUGGCCUCGUCUACUUCACCGACAGCAGUGCCAAGUUCAAGCGGAAUCGGGUGUUCCUCGAGUUGAUCGAGAGCGGAGCGACAGGAGCCCUCAUGUCGUAUGACCCGAGGUGGGUGGGUGAGCCUGAUGGCGAACGGACACAUGCCCUGAUAUGUAUGUUGUGUGUUCUCCUGAUUGCAAUCUGUGCAUGAAGCACGAAGGAGACCCGCGUGCUGCACAAGGACCUGCCCUUCCCCAACGGCAUGGCAGUGUCGUUUGACGAGACCCACCUGCUCAUCAACUCGUGCACACGCGCACUUAUUUGGAAGUACCACCUCACCGGAAGCAACAAGGGUGCCAGACACACAACCACACAAAGACACACACGCACCAGGACGCGGCUGUGGCCAUUGGCAUCCAUCCAUCCAUUCUGUGUGUCAGGUGAGCUGGAGGUAUUUGGGCGAAACUACCCGAUCAUCCCAGAUAACAUCCACCGCUCGCCGAGAGGCACCUACUGGGUGGGUGGGGCCCUUCCGUCCACCCGGGCAGCCAUUGUCGCCAGGCUGUACCCAUGGAUAAGAAAGGUGAGUUGGGACCGAGGCCGAGACGCCCGACCUUGCGUGUGUGGUUUCCCAUUGUCAGUUGAUGGCUGGCUUGCCAUAUAAAGUGCUUGUGCUGUUGACUCUGGUGACGGUUGUGGGUGGAGGGGGCGGCUGGGCGAUGGAGAUCGAUGACACAGGGAAGGUCCUGAGGCUCGUCACAGACCCAUCAAGUGCGCACGCACCUACCACACCACACCACAUGGAAUCGACGCGUCUUUCCUCGAUGCACUCGUCUGUGUGUGUGUCUUUGCUUCCUUCAGGUCGGGUGAGGCUGACGAGUGAGGCCUUCGAGCACAACGAUCGGAUGUAUGUGGGCUCGUUUGUGAGCAAGAUGCCGAUAUUUGUGGCGGACAUGCCACCUACGUGAUAAACGAACACGAUGAUAUACAUUUUGAAAUAGCCACCUGUGACCUUUUCCUGUCAUGUGACCUCCGUGUGUGUGUCGCGUCUGUCCUUCCGAAUCUGGUUGGGCGAGCGGUGAUUUAUCCGUUGGUGGGCAGAUUUGUGCGUUGCAGCUUUUGUCAGCUCAGU
This is a messenger RNA of Vitrella brassicaformis, 2243 nucleotides long. Lineage: Eukaryota; Vitrellaceae. The record is from the annotation of a GenBank genome assembly.